GUUUAGUGUGACUUUAGUAUAAACGGUGCUUAGUACACCGAAGAACACUUUUCGUUAUUGCAGUAGUUAGUCGAAACGUUUUGGAUUUGUGUGUGACUUACGUUUUCGGGAUCGAAUAUACAUUCAACUCAUUCAAGCAUCUGUGGAUUUAAGUUUUUUUUUUAACUUCGCGAAUUUAAAAAUUCUUAGCGCAGCGGUUGUUUGCAAAUGUUUAAAAAAUUUCAAUUCGUAAGAAAAAAUUGAAAGAUUUACAUAUAUCCAUAUGCUGCACAUAAAGUGACGAGAGAAUCAGAAGCAGAAUUUAUAAAAUCCGGGGAUAUUAUGUUCUCGAUGUAGUGUUCAUAUCAAAAUGUAUGUGAGAUAUUGUGUCCACUUGAUCAUCAAAAAUGUAUAUUAAGAUGAAAUAACAACACUAAAAAUGUAGAUAUACAUUUCAUAGUACACUGCUACUUGUCUUCUCAAACAUUAUACGAAUACAGGGUGUUCAAGUUCACGAAUGAUACGGAUUUAGUUUGUCGGCCCAAAAAUAUCUUUCUUUGAGCCGUUCAGCUUUUCAAUGCCAAGAAACGUUGUUGAAACAGUAUAUGUAAAUUAAGUGAGAAACUCAUCAGCCUCAACGACGUUCAGUGAAGAAAAUUAUUCGGAAAAUCAAAAGAACAAAAAAAAAACAGCGAGAAAAAAACGCUUAGGCGAAACAAUUAUCAUAAAUCAUGGGGAAUGUAGCAUGGUCCGACAGUAUUGAUAAAAUAAUAUGAACCGCAAAAAUGGACAAAAUACUGUAGCGGGUGCAAGCACUGCGCAUUAUUCAACACAAUCUGCAUACGAGUCUCGAAACAGUCAUUCUGGAUUUCAUUCUUUCCUAAAAUGGUUCAAAAAGGACGAACACGGUCGUUCCAUUCGAAAUGUUUCAAAUUCAAAAUCGACUAAAGACCAGCACACAAAUCACUUCAGUAGCACUGACGAAAUCAGAGAUCUACCGACUAGUCAUCCCAAAAACGGUUUAUCAGCAUCAUCAAGCUGUGAUAGUAUUAUAAGUACGGCAACAACUGGUUUUGCAUUUAUACCUCCGAAUCAGUACCGACCGAAUGGCAACGCCUGUCAGCCUGAAAUUCUAAUUGAAGCGGGCCCAGCGACCGACACAUACCGACAGAGAUUACGUGCUCAUCAAAAUGCAAUAGAGAAUGACAAGAAGCUUGAGCUGACACUGCGAAAGAAGUACAACAUCUUCGAUUCGGAUACAAUUACGUCGGUCGACUCUAUUUUCAAUCGAUUGAACGGUAACAAAAGACCGCAUUACAACGACCUAAGCUUACCACAACCGUCGACUAGCAGUCAGAUAAUAACCAAUUCGUUACUGUCGGAUGACGAUACGAUAGGACGAGUACGAAAGCCACAUCGAAGAACUGCCAGUGAUAGUUCGAAGGAUAAGAAAGCUGGUGCAUAUUUACAUGUGAAAGGAAAACGUAAAGCACCUGAUCCGCCCAAAGACAAUAGACCAGACAGUGUCAACAAUAGACUAAGUACUUCAACGAAUUCGGGAACAUUAUCACCUCACUCAACUCUAGGACGUAAAAAGCGGAAAGCACCUCCACCGCCUCCGAAAAAUACUCAACAACUAGGGCAAUCCAUAAGUGAAGACUUUCCAACGGUGCUCCAUAAUGGCCUAAUGGAUGACGAAGAGAUUAAGGCGAUAAUUCAAGGAACGUCAACCGGAUUCUCUGCAAUGGACAAAUCUAAGGAAUCAUCGAGUGCUGCAGCAAUUCCAUGUCCAGAAAAUGCUGCGUCUUCGUCAGUUCGAUGUACUGAUACGUUGAAAUUAGAGAAAGGAAUCUUAAGAUCGACACGUGAAACCACAAUUUGUGACGGUAAAAUGAAACCCGAUGACCGACAUUCAUCCAUUUCACCAUCGUCAAUAUCGCCGCGACCUUGGUACAAACGAUCCCCGGCUAGUAACAAGGACUAUGCCAUUCCAUUUAAGAAGGAAAUUGUUCUGCGAACGAUGGAAAAGCGAAAAAUUAAGAAAAGCGCAAAAGAGUUGGAAAGUCCACAGUUGCCGGAAUUCGGAUUCUCGCGAAAUUCGUCUCUGUUCGAGGGGUUCUUUUCGCGAGCACAACACGAUCGUUCCGACCGGACAGACGAUCAGGAAAAGCGUCGAUCCGGUAUCGGUAUGCCGAACAUUAGUGAAUUGGAUCGAGAAGCAGCGGAAAUUGUUCUUAAGGAACAGGAACAUCAACGAGCCAAGCGGCUCGAAGAGCAUGAAAAAUAUUUCAACAAAAUUGGUGAAAGUAAUAAGGAUGCCGGCGACAAUGGCAUCAAGUUUACACUGAACAACGCGUUCAUUCAGAAAAGUGAUCGUCAAUGUGUUGAUUUGAAUGGAAAUGAAUCGAGAGGAAGUAAAAUUCAUUUUAUUAAUAGAUUGGAGAAACCGUCAUCGAGCAUUGCGGCGGAGACGGAGAGUAUUUUUAGCAACAGCGUCAACAAACUCUCUACGAAAACAGUGAAUGAUUCGAAUGAAAAAUCGUCAACAACUGUGCAACUCAAACAAAGUGAAAAUAAUCCAACGACGAAUGUCGUGAAGAAGAAUGAUUCAACAACGGUCAAUGGUAAACGUGUGUGGAUCUGUGCCUAUUGUACAUUAGAAAAUGCGAAUUCGAGGGUGAUCUGCGAAGUAUGUGAACGCAUCAGGCCUCCGGAUAAACAGGUUGCCGGCAUACCAGUCAUCGAUUCGUCAAAGAUGUUACAUAGUUCUAAUCUACUACCGGCGGCGACCAAAGAAAAAGUGAUUGACAAGAAUCCUGAUUGGGAUAACAAGGCGGACAAAGUAAUGAAAUAUUUCCGGCCCAGACUUUCUUACAAUUCGUUGUCGAAAUCAUCGUCCGAGACAUCGGUCAGUAAAUCAACUGCGAAAAAGCCGACCAGCAAAGUGCCACUUUCUCCGAAAAUGUUGUCAAGGCAAAAGAAAAUUGGCAGCCGAAUUUCGGAUAUGAACACGGACAUAGUUCGACCGCCAUCGACAACUAAGAGUACUGAAAGGCUCACCUCACCAGUUUCGCAACUUAUCGAUAGUUCAGCGGUUGUUACAACUGUAACGCCAGUAUUUUAUGCACCAUCUGCGUCAGCUAAGAUUGAUGGCAAUGACGAUGCAUCGAAAAAUCAAAUAAGCCGGAACCUUGAGGAAGUUCGGUUAGCCCGGCUUGCCAAGUUCUCACAAGACAUUCGGCCGCAAUCGCAAGGAGAAACUGGUAAAUCUUGUGAAAAGUUAGAAAAAGAGCCAAUCCGCGAUUCCACGUCGUUGGAACGAGAGAAACAGCGUUUAAGAGAAAUGAUUCGGGCAAUGAAUGCUCGGGCGCUGGCCGAAAAGUAUCCGGUCAUACAGAAGAGUGUUUCGUUGGACGGUGACAGUUCAACGAAAGCGAAAACCGACACUGAUCUCAACAUAGGCAGAGAGGAAUCGCGACUGAAGCCUGGCACCGGAGUUAUAAAGAAGGUGCUGAAUCGCAAACACUACGCAGAAGACAAGGAAAUAGCCGACAAUUCAAAUUUUGCUAGCAGCUCAAAAAUGGACAAAGAGAAACUAUUUUUGAAACUAUCGCCGGAACAGCCACUGAAUUUAAACAAGCCACACAGACCGGAUGUUCUACUGAUACCCACACCAAUCCAGGAACUGAACGAAGACGAAAAGAGCCCGACCCCGUCCAAAUUGAUAAAACAAUCUCGAAUUUACGCUGAACCGGAGCCGGAAGCAACAGGCGGUAUAGAUAACAGCAACUGUGCUGCAGGCGAUAAGCCGGAUUUGGUUAAAAUUUCGCAGGAGUUAAACAGUUCGAAAGGAUUGGAAAACUUCAAAGCAACGCUGAGGAAUUCGUCCAAGCAAUUUACCAACACCAAUACUCUGGCGCUGAACAAAAUUUUGAAAAACUUAGAGGUGGCAAUUCUCGAGGGCAAACACGAACUGGCGGCUAGUCUAGCGAUGGAUUUGGCUAAAAUGAAAGUUUCUUUGACGGUGACAAAGCAACAACAGAACCAACACAGGCUGAGUGAACUUGUUGAACCUCCGAAAGUUCAAAAUGUGGUAGUCGACAUGUUCGUCGAGGAUAAAACAAGCCGAAAGGGCCCGAUUCAUAUUUCCAUUUUUCCGACCAUUUCCGUCCUGGACUUGAAACGGAAAAUCUUAAGAGAUUUCCAAAUUCCAACCGAUCGACAACAAUGGAUUCUGAAUGAUAAAUUGGCCACGGACGACAAGCAAUGCCUGACCGAAUUCGGUAUGGAUGACAAAUCGGUUAUUUACUUAUACAUCCAGGACUUAAAGAGAACGAACGAUUUGUCGGACGAGAAACUUUCCAAUGUAAUUGCCGAUCCCACGAACCGAUCAGAUCAGGCAGCGAACUCGUCACAGUUGCCGUUAAAUAUCGAUCAAGAGCAAGACAACGAAGAAGUCGGAGCCAAAGCGUUACCAUUACCGGCAGAUGAGAUUCCUGGCAAUCGAACCUUGAAAGUUGGUUGGGUGUGUCCUCUAUGCACAUUGAUUAAUUCACCGAGUCGUCCUGGCUGUGUCGCUUGCUCAGAAACUCGUCCUUCCAAUUAUGUUAUUCCUGACGAGUAUAAACGUAGUGCCGAAUACGAAAUGCCGGAGGAAUUGAAGCGUUUUUUGAACGACGAUUUCGAUAAAGAUGAAAAAUUGGAAGUGACAACGAGACUGCAUCCUGAAAUGAGCAACGAUUUGAAUAAGGCGAAAGUGGUCAAUCGUAAGUCCGCAGAGAUACUCAACAUUUCGAUAACUGAACAAGAAACCGUCGCAUCAAAUAAGAGUUCAUUUGCGUAUAAAUCGUCGAAUCCAGUGCUGCAAACUACAUCAAUUGUCAUGACUGCCAUAACUUCCAGUCCUAAUAUAACAAAGAAUCGAUAUCGCGGUGUCGAUAACUACAAUCCUCAUGUAAUGAAAAAAGCCGAAAUAAUUCCGACAACCAAUUUCGGCGUCAUCCCGAAACCAGUUACCAUAUCAAAGCUUCAAGAACCGCUUUCCGGUAGAACAAGUUUGUUGCCUGUUAGCCAACCUGUGUUAAAGAAACCGAACAGUUUGGAUGCAGGUGCGGCCAAAAUCACCUCCAAACACUACAACGAACUGUUGAGUCUUGACACCACGGAUGUGGUUCCUAAUUCCGAACCGUUCGAGUGUCCUAUCUGCUUUAUGAAAUUUGGUGCCAAGGAGGGAGUGGUGUUACGAGACUGCUUGCAUGUGUUCUGUCGUGAGUGUAUCAUCAACACCAUUAAGUACAACGAUGAAGCAGAGGUAAAAUGCCCAUACUUGGACGAGGUGUACAGUUGCGAUAGUAUCAUCCAAGAACGAGAGAUCAAGUCACUGGUUUCGAAAGAUAUUUUCGAGCAACACUUGGCCAUUUCGCUUCGGGUAGCUGAAAAUAGAACCGAAAAUGCGUACCACUGCAAGACUCCGAACUGCAAGGGAUGGUGCAUCUUCGAGGACAAUGUGAACGAGUUUAAAUGUCCGAUAUGCAAAAUUUUGAAUUGUCUCACUUGUAACGUAAUUCACGAUGGUUUGAAUUGUAAACAGUAUCAAGAUCAAAUGAACAGUAAUUGCGACAGCAAUGCGGAAGCAAGACGCACGAAAGACAUGCUUGCCGAAAUGAUUGAAAAGGGAGAUGCAAUGAACUGUCCCAUUUGUCAGGUGAUUCUGAUGAAGAAAUGGGGAUGUGAUUGGCUGAAAUGUUCGAUGUGCAAAACGGAAAUAUGUUGGGUGACUCGUGGAAUAAGAUGGGGACCCGAAGGAAAAGGCGAUACCAGCGCAGGUUGUAAAUGUGGCGUUAAUGGAGUGAAAUGCCAUCCGAAAUGUAAUUACUGCCACUGAGAUUAUCAAUGAAACAUUUAGUAGUUAGGGUACUUAAUCA
Molecule: messenger RNA, 5903 nt
Organism: Bradysia coprophila
Lineage: Eukaryota; Metazoa; Arthropoda; Insecta; Diptera; Sciaridae
Biological process (GO): protein linear polyubiquitination; proteasome-mediated ubiquitin-dependent protein catabolic process
Cellular component (GO): LUBAC complex
Molecular function (GO): ubiquitin binding; ubiquitin-protein transferase activity
Source: RefSeq, a predicted model, not a curated record